This is a messenger RNA of Salvia hispanica, 2630 nucleotides long. Lineage: Eukaryota; Viridiplantae; Streptophyta; Magnoliopsida; Lamiales; Lamiaceae. The record is from RefSeq and is a predicted model, not a curated record.
UUUUCAUUCAAUUUUAAAUAAAAAUUAAAUCUUGACAGACCCCAUUUUCCGUGUUUUCAGUUAAUUUGGAAAAAUAUAUAAAAGGGAGAUUUCAUUUUCUGCUGAAUAGAUAUCUGCUCUCUCUAUUCUGUGGCUUUGAAGAUGCAGACCACUCCAGAAAAGUUGAACGUACGUGUAAAAUAGGAUUGGUUGAUUUUGGCUUUCUGCAACUCAAGUGGGGGAUUUGGCUUUUAUCUAUCGGGGCUGCUUUCUUUUUGGUGAUAGAGCUGGGAUUUUUAGUGAUUUUGUUUUGUCGUCGGAGCAGCAGUUUGAUGCCGGUGAUUCAGGUUUCUGUCUAGUGGGAUUGCAUUGGAUUGGAAAUUGUUUACUGGGAUCACUGCAAGAUUUGAUUUUGGAGCAGGUAAAUUGUGAUUCUUGUUUAAAUUUCUGUGUUUGUGAGUGCUCCGACCAAGUAUUUGACUAUCUGUGUUAUUUUGAUUUCUUGAAAUCGUUCUUGUUUUAGUGUGCAUUGUUGAUUGUUGAUUACUUUAUUGUUGUGUUAUGGUAAAUAGUUGAGUGGAUAUGCUGGUUUUGAUUUGGAAGGAAUGGUAGGAUAUGAUUGGUGAUAUGUCAUCUGCAUCUCCUUCCCCAAAUUCAUCUCCCCCUCCGCCCUCCUCUGCUCCUUCUCCACCAUCACUACCACCUCAGCCCAGUUCACCUCCGCCGAGUCCUCCUCUUGCACCGCCACCUGCCUCACCACUACCGCCAUCCUCUCCUCCUUCUCCGCCCAAUGCUCCACCUCCUCCGGCAAAUGCUCCUCCUCCUCCUCCGGAAACAUCACCUCCACCAGUCAAUGCACCUCCUCCAUCAACUCCACCUCCUCCAACUUCCUCUCCGCCUCCACCUGAUCCACCACCAACUAGUCCUAUUACGCCACCUCCCUCGACUAAUUCGCCCCCGCACCCACCCCCACCAGCACCCGUAAAUAGUUCCCCACCUCCACCAUCAACUUCACCACCGAGAAAUUCUCCUCCUACGCGUCCGCCUCCUAAUACUUCGCCCCCACCAUCAUCACGUAACCCUCCUCCACCACGGUCAAAUAGACCUUCCCAAGAUUCACCACCACCACCAGUCGUGCCACCCGGUAACCCUUCCCCUUCCCCAGUACCGCCUCAGUCUCCACCACGCCCAAAUUCUCCUCCAAGACCACUGCCACGGCCGUCAAUAGGAACAUCACCACCUCCUUCCACAGCCUCACCAACUCCAUCUCUGAAUCCACCAGGUGAUACCAACUCCAAUGAUACGUCACAACCCUCAAGUGGUGGUGGCCUUGACACCGGCGCCAAAGUUGCAAUUGGCGUGGGUAGCCUAUUUCUUGUGAUACUUGGUCUUGGACUUGCAAUCUGGUGUUGCUGGAAGCGAACGAGAAGGGCUUCUGGCCGUAAUGGUGGUUACAUCAAGGCAACCUCAAAUUCUUCUCCACAAUCCGGUAAUGGAUUACAUAGAGUACAAGUAACGCCAAAUAAUGGAAGUGGUUCUGGAAAUCACUCUAUGCGUACACCACAUGAGCGUGGUUUGGGGAACUCAAGGUUGUUGUUCACCUACGAACAACUAGUUGAUGCCAGUAAUGGAUUUUCAGACCAGAAUCUCUUGGGCCAAGGUGGUUUUGGUUUUGUGUACAAAGGAACUCUCGCAGAUGGUAAAGUAGUAGCUAUUAAGCUAUUAAGGAUCGGUGGAGGGCAGGGGGAACGGGAAUUCACCUCCGAAGUUGAGAUAAUUAGCCGUAUACACCACCGUCAUUUGGUCUCACUUGUAGGUUAUUGCAUUUCUGGGGAAAGAAGAGUGCUUGUAUUAGAUUAUCUUCCUAACAAUACCCUCUACUUCCAUCUUCAUGCUGAAGGCCGGCCUGUCUUGGAAUGGGGUACACGUGUGAAGAUUGCUAUUGGGGCAGCUCGUGGGAUAGCUUACCUUCACGAAGACUGUCAACCUCGUAUUAUCCAUAGAGAUAUCAAGUCAUCAAAUAUCCUUCUGGACAAAAACUUUGAAGCUCGGGUUUCUGAUUUCGGACUAGCUAAAUUAGCUAUGGAUACGAAUACACAUGUCACCACACGCGUAAUGGGGACUUUUGGAUACAUGGCUCCUGAGUAUGCAUCCAGUGGCAAGUUGACAGAAAAAUCUGAUGUGUAUUCCUUUGGAGUUGUACUCCUAGAGUUGAUAACUGGACGAAAGCCUGUAGACACAUCUCAGCCCCUAGGGGAUGAGAGUCUCGUUGAAUGGGCACGGCCUUUAUUAAGUCACGCGGUCGAGACAGAUGAAGUUGGGGGACUAGCAGAUCCUAGAUUAGCCGGGAAUUUUGUUGCUGGCGAGAUGUUCCGACUAAUUCAAGCUGCAGCAGCUUGUGUUCGCCAUUCAUCCACAAAGAGGCCCACAAUGGGACAGGUUGUGAGGGCUUUCGACAACAUGGUCACCUCAGAUUUGACAAAUGGGAUGAGAGUCGGGGAAAGUGAAAUAUUCAACUCUGCUGAACAAUCUGAAGAGAUCAGAUUGUUUCGGAGGAUGGCAUUUGGAAGUCAAGAAUUUAGUACUGAUUUCUUCAGUCAAAACAGAGGGAGCAGCGAACACAACCGGCAAAGUGGCCAGAGAGAUUGAUG